This is a messenger RNA of Fraxinus pennsylvanica, 1206 nucleotides long. NCBI's taxonomy places the organism in Eukaryota, Viridiplantae, Streptophyta, Magnoliopsida, Lamiales, Oleaceae. The record is from the annotation of a GenBank genome assembly.
AUGUUGUCCCGUGAAACUACCUCCUUUUCACUCUCCACAAUCAUCAAAUCAUUAUUACACAAACAUUUUAGUAUAAUCAGGAAAGCAUCAUCGUACAAUAUUCUUGUUCCGACGCAUUGUCAGCAGCAACGCCACUGCUUUUCUUCUCCAGGAUUAUUGCGAAAGGUUCAAGAAAUGGUCAGCAAUGAUGAUGUUGUUGAACCCACUACCCGGAUUCUAUUCUGUGGGCCUUAUUUUCCUGCUUCUCAUAACUAUACAAGAGAGUAUUUGCAAAGCCAUCCAUUCAUACAGGUUGACGAUGUCGCUUUCGAUAAUAUCCCUGAUGUUAUUGGAAAUUAUGAUAUUUGCAUAAUAAAAAAUAUGCAAUUAAAUUCAGAUCUCAUCUCCCGUGCAAAACGGAUGAAGCUUAUCAUGCAGUAUGGAGUUGGCAUAGAAGGUGUUGAUAUAAAUGCUGCGACGCAGCAUGGAAUCAAAGUUGCCAGAAUCCCAAGUGAUGUGACAGGCAAUGCAACUUCAUGUGCUGAAAUGACAAUAUAUCUGAUGUUGGGUCUCCUCCGUAAGCAAUAUGAUAUGCAAAUUGCCGUAAAGCAGAAAUCUCUCGGAGAGCCAAUUGGUGACACGCUGCUGGGAAAAACGGUAUUUAUUAUGGGAUUUGGAAAUAUUGGGAUUCAUUUAGCAAAGCGUUUGCGUCCAUUUGGUGUGCAAAUACUUGCUACCAAAAGGAGUUGGGCCCUACCAAUGCAGAACUCACGUGAAGUCGAGGACAUUGGAAAUGGUACCUAUGAUGAUCUGGUCGAUGAGAAAGGUGGUCAUGAAGAUAUUCUAAAGUUUGCAAGCCGUGCAGACAUAGUGGUCUGUUGCUUGGCGUUGAACAGUGUAACGGCUGGCAUUGUGAAUAAGAACUUCAUAUCUUCAAUGAAAAAGGGUGCUAUUCUCAUAAAUGUAGCUCGAGGUGGUCUCUUAGGCUAUGAUGCAGUUCUUCAUCAUCUCAAAUCCGGCCACUUGGGAGGAUUAGGGAUUGACGUUGCAUGGACUGAGCCAUUUGAUCCGGAAGAUGCUAUUCUCAAGUUUCCAAAUGUUAUAAUCACACCCCAUGUUGCAGGAGUAACAGAAUUUUCCUACAGACAAAUGGCAAAGGUUGUUGGAGAUGUUGCCCUUCAACUUCAUGUAGGAAAUUCGUUGACAGGGAUUGAAAUCGUUAAUUGA